UAUAUGUAACACUUGAGUCCGAAAAAGCGUUCUCCCUUUAAUUCUUCCGUUAAGUUGGUGGGAGUAGUCUUUCGUUCUCCUUCUCAAAGCUGGAAAGAAAGGAAAUAAGGGAAGGGAAGAAAUUAGGGUUCACAGUUCAAGUUGAACAAUCCGACUGUCACCAUCACCAUUCCGACUGUCACUACUGACCUUGUUUGGAAAGGUUCUGUCAUUUUUGGUGCCUCACAGUCACAGAUUUGAGCAUUUUUCACGAUCUGCAAGACAAAGGAGACCCAUCUCUCGAAUAUGGUAAGGUUCAAUACUGAAGAAGAAGAAGAAGACAACGAUGAAGCAGAAGACGAGGAAGUAGAAAUUGAAGAAGAAUAUCAAAAGAAAAAUGAAAAAGCUGAUCAGAAGUCAACUUUGGUAGAGCCAGAAAAAACUACUAUUUUUUCUAAAUACGACACUUUGUUUUUUGACAUUCAAAAUCAAUUGGAAGGAAAGAGUUGUAAGUCGAACAACUUUAUAGGCAGCGCCCGCCCUAAUUCAUGGACCGCUGAGGAGAUUACCCAUGCAAAAACUAUCUUAAAACAAUGCCUGGAUAUUGAUCUUGAUAACGUCAUCCAAUUGGGUAGAGAUUUCGAGCUCAAGAAAUUACUUUCGAUCUUGCUAAAUAGCAAUGCCUUUCCCGAGAACACGGUAGAUGAGAUGACAACGUUUAUUGCUAACUUUGUUCAAAGUUGUGAGCAAUAUGAAGUAGCAAAAAAAGACUUAAGAGAGGUCCAAGAGAAGGAAAAGACAAUAGAAGAUCUUAAAACAGAUAUGAAGCAAUUAUUAUCUUCUGACUUUUUGCCAAUAAGGACUCAAGGGGAGGUUGUUGAUCAUGAAAUAGCUGAGCUCGAAAGACAGCUGACCGAAAGGAAGGCAAAGAAGGCACGUCUCAGUAAGAUGCUUGAAGAUUUGGCUGGUCGAGCAGCAACCUCAAAGCAGACAUUGGACAAUGCCGAACAGGAUCAUGAGAAGUCUUGUGUGCCUAAGAAAGAACAGGCAGAGAAGGUAAUUGGUGACAUGAAAAGGUCUUGGGACUCUUUGAAACUUAAUUAUUCUAAUAUGCUUUUGUAAAUUUACUUUUCAAACAAGAAUAGCCCUUUUGAAGUUGUUUACUAGCUUUUAUGCGUUAUAGAAUGUAUGAGCACACAUUUUGAAGCCUGAGCUCUAGCUGUGCUGUGCUUAAGGUUCCCUAAGUAGGACAAACAUCUGCCUUUUGGAUUUUCGCAGUGCAGUGCAUCCCCCACACUAUUUGAGUAUUUGGUUUUCAUUCA
Molecule: messenger RNA, 1301 nt
Organism: Humulus lupulus (European hop)
Lineage: Eukaryota; Viridiplantae; Streptophyta; Magnoliopsida; Rosales; Cannabaceae
Exons: 3
Coding region: 286-1101 (271 amino acids)
Source: RefSeq, a predicted model, not a curated record